Messenger RNA from Boleophthalmus pectinirostris (great blue-spotted mudskipper), 4131 nucleotides. RefSeq names its product zinc finger protein 91-like. Lineage: Eukaryota; Metazoa; Chordata; Actinopteri; Gobiiformes; Gobiidae. The record is from RefSeq and is a predicted model, not a curated record. The coding region runs from base 161 to 2413 and encodes 750 amino acids. The transcript is spliced from 2 exons. Gene Ontology annotation, cellular component: nucleus.
ACACGACAGGGACAAAGGAGGAAGUGCCUGGACAGGGAAGCAGAGUUUUGACAGAAGAAUGAACGUUGGGACACGACUCCGGGGCUGAAGUUCUGCCGCUCCUGCUGCUGCUGCUGCUGCUUUUAACCUGCUCUCCCGCUUCACCGUCCAGCUCCUCAGAAUGACGUUCACCUGUGAGCAGUGUGGGAAGACGUGGCCCCAUGCUUCAGGUCUCAGAAGACACCACAAAACAGCCCACACCGAGGAUCCCCAGCGAUCAAACGAGUUAGAAAACCCAAAAGAACGUACGAAAGUCCCCAAUGGAGAAGAACCACUCAAAUGUGACGAGUGCGGGAAGGAAUUUGCAAAGUCUUACGCUCUUAACCGACACAUGAAAAUCCACGCUGAACCGCAUGAUUGCGAUGAGUGCGGCAAGAGUUUUUCAGCGUCUAAAGAUCUAGUGACGCAUAAAAAAAUCCACAAUGCAGAAAAGAUGUUCAGUUGUGACCUGUGUGGAAAGGAGUUUAAAUGCUCGAGUAAUCUUACGAGACACAUGAGAAUCCACACCGGAGAAAGACCGUACGGGUGUGACCAGUGUGGGAAGGGUUUCGCUUCGUCUUCGCACCUCAAAGACCACGUCAGGAUCCACACCGGAGAAAAACCGUACAGCUGCGAGGUCUGCGAGAAGGCGUUUACGACGUCGAGCCACUUGGUUUUACACAAGAGAGUCCACACGGGAGAAAAACCAUACAUGUGUGACCAGUGCGGGAAGAAAUAUAAACAGUCAAAUAAGCUCGCCAUACACAUGAGAGUCCACAGCGGGAAGAGGCCGUACACUUGCGACGUCUGCGAGAAAGCUUUUUAUACGUCGGACACCCUCGCGAUCCACAGGAGACUCCACAGCGGGGAAAAACCGUACGCCUGUGAUUUCUGCCAGAAGACAUUCGCGACGUCGAGCUCCCUAGUAUCGCACAUGAUAAGGCACACGAAAGAAAGACCGUUCGCCUGCGAGUCCUGCGAGAUGGCGUUCCCGAGAUCGAGCGACCUGGUAACGCACAUGAGAAUCCACACCGGCGAAAAACCGUACACGUGCGAGGUCUGCAAAAAGGCGUUCAGGAAGUCAGGCACCCUGGUAACGCACAUGAGGACGCACACGAAAGAGAAACCGUUCAGCUGCGACGUCUGCGAGAAGGCGUACUCGAGGUCGAGCUCUUUGAUAAUGCACAUGAGGACCCACACGGACGAGAAACCGUUCGACUGCGACGUCUGCGGGAAGGCGUUUUCCAGGUCAAACUCGUUGGUGGCACACAUGAGAAUCCACACGGGAGAGACACCGUACACUUGCGACAUCUGUAAGAAGGUUUAUUCCUCGUCGAGCUCGUUGGCGAUGCACAUGAGAAUCCACACGGGGGAAAAACCGUAUGAAUGUGACCAGUGCGGGAAGAGUUUUGGCCGAUCAUCGCAUCUCAAAUACCACACCAGAAUCCACACCAGAGAAAAAACAUACAGCUGCGACGUCUGUGAGAAGGCGUUUUCGACAUCAAGCGACCUAAAAUUUCACAUGCGAAGCCACACGGGCGAAAAAAAAACAUUGGCGUGUGACCAGUGUGGGAAGACUUUUAAACACUUAAGUAAACUAACGAUACACAUGAGGUUCCACACCGGAGAAAGACCUUACCGCUGUGACGUCUGCGAGAAGGCGUUUUUCACGUCAGACUCUCUUACAAAACACAAAAGACUCCACGAUGGGAAAAGACCGUACGGCUGCGACGGCUGCAAGAAGGCGUUUUUUUCGCCGAAAGCCCUAGUAAUCCACAAGAGAGUCCACACUGGAGAAAGGCCGUACAGCUGCGAAGUCUGCGAAAAGGCGUUUACUACGUCAGACUGCCUCGUGAAGCAUAUGAGGCUCCACAACGACGUAAGACCCUUCGGCUGCGAUGUCUGCGAGAAGGGCUUUUUUACUUCAGGCGCCCUCGUAGCGCAUAAGCGAGUCCACACGGGGGAAAGGCCUUACAGCUGCGAGCUCUGCGAUAAGGCGUUUUAUACGUCGGACUCCCUCGCAAAACACGUGAUUAUCCACACUGGAGAAAGACCGUUCAGCUGCGACUUCUGCGAUAAGGCGUUUUAUAAAUCAAGUUACCUCGUGGUGCAUAUGAGAAUCCACACCGGAGAGAGGCCGUACAAGUGCGACGUCUGCGAGAAGGCGUUUUUCACCACAGGCAACUUAGUAAAACACAUGAGAAUACACACGGGAGAAAAACCACACAGCUGUGACGUCUGCAAGAAGGCAUUUUUCACGGCAGACGCUUUAUCGGCACAUAUGAGAGUUCACACAGGAGAAAGGCCGUUCAGUUGCAGCCAGUGUGAUAAAGACUUUAAACAUGCUUAUAGUCUAGCCAAACAUAUGAGGGUUCACAGAGGGAAAAAGUCAUAGGAAUGUGACCACUGUGGAAAGGAAAUUGGCUCCUGGUCCAGCAAAUCAAUUCAGAAUAAAUUUACACAUCGCUGGGUAUGAAGAAAAAUGAAUAUUUUCCUCCCCCCAUUUUCCAAAAUAACAUUGUGCACAUUAGAAUCAUUAUACGGAAUUUGAGGCCUCCACAGUAGGCGGGUACUUUUUUUAUUUUGCCAAUCGCUGCUAUUUGGUCGUGACCUAUGUAAUGCACCAAAUCCCAUAGGAAGAAGGACAAUAACGUCUUUCCUCUUGAUAAAAUUCACCGAACAUUCUCUUUGUUCUGACUUUAAACCCUCCAUCUGGGGAAUCUUUGCCGACACAGAAUGUCUGUCUUCGUCUACAUCCAUCUCGACGCUUUGUUUACUGUUGUGCUGAAACACAAAAGGGACACAGACAGACGUGACGAGUUUGACGUCAUGACUUCACAGCUCACAGCUGAUUGGCCGAUGCGCCGUCUACAACUUCCAGGGUUCUUGCAAAAAUCGUCUAAGUGCAGGCGUCUCCAACCUGUAGCUCGGGAGCUUCCUGCAGCUCUCCACCCCCUUCCAAGGAGCUCGCCAGGGGAUUUCUGAAUUACACAUAUUGUCCUGAAUAACUCAGAUUUGAUUGAUUAAAUGCCCCUUAUUAUUAUAACUAUCAUUUUGGUGCCUGACUAUGUGCACUCACAAAUAAUAAAGGUUUAUGUUUCAUGUUUUAUCUAAUUGUACCUGAUCUAAGUCUUCCCAUGGCUCUUAUGUGUACUCUAUUUCUUGAGACCGCUAAAGUUAGUAGCUCUCUGGAAUUUUCAUUUUUGUCCAGGUAGCUCACCCAAGGAAAAAGGUUGGAGACUCCUGCUCUAGUAUAUUUUGAUUCCUGACCUAGUCACUGGAGACAAAUUAAAUGUGGAGGCAACAGGUGGCGCGAGCCUCCGUGCACAUAGCAUCGUUUUUAAACGUUUUACAUCGACCCACAUGAAUAUGUCAUCGAGCUCGAUCAUAACUACACCGAGCCUCUGGGCGGCGCCUGGAUUACAUUCAAACCUGUAGCAUUUAUUUCAUUACAGUUUUAAGUUUUACUCGCAAAUAUCUCGAAAAACGUGCAUUACUGAGCGAGCUCGCCUCUCCACAGAUCUGGAGACACAUGAAAAGUGUUUGCACCAGAAGAAAUGUGACUGCUGCUCUGAAUGCUUCAUCAUCAUCAUCAGAGCAAAAGGGAAACAUGGACUUUUGGUGCAUCAGCUGCUUAAAACUCCAUUUAUCUCACUUUACACAUAAACGAGAAUCCAUCUUUUUCCAGAAUCUCCGCUCAAGCCAGAGUUUUUAGAAAGAUUCAUUUUCAGAAGUGAAUUUGCCUUUUGUGUGUAAAAGAUGGAACAAACAAAGGGAAAUGUCUGUUUUUAAAAAUACCCGUGUACGUGUAAACAGAGCCUCAAACUCCUUACGAUGACCUUCAAAGUUUUCUAUAACGUGGCCCUUUCAUAAUCUCCAACCAGACUCGGCUAUAAUCUCUGUUCUACUCAUUGUGUUCUUCAUCUGCUGCCGCGUUCACGACUCACACUUCUUCAAAUCUGAACUUCAGUCUCUAUAGACAUUUUAAAAUCCUACUUGAACCUGUUCAAAACUGCAAUUUGAUAUUUCCAUCAUGUUUUGCUUUUACUGUAAAAUGACCAGUGAUGUUUAGAAAAGUGGCAACAAAUAAAAAGUACUCCAUUAAUGGAAUAA